UGCCGUUUCCCAAAUCCCUUAAUCCAACGGCCCAAAAAAUUUCGAUCAAAUUCGGCGUAUUUAAUCAAUUGAUCACUUUACACGGAUCUUCAAAAGCUAAGAACUUUCCCCUUUCUGGGUUUACGCUUGUUCUUUUUGGUGGAUUGAUCGAAACAUCUCAUUCAUUUUUCACUUUCCAUCUUUGUAUAAUGGCAUCUUCUUCAGACCCAUGGGUUAAAGAAUACAAUGAAGCAGUAAAAAUUGCGGAUGAUAUCAAUGCCAUGAUAUCUGAAAGGAGUUACUUGCCUGCAUCGGGACCGGAAACUCAGCGUCAUGCAUCGGCUAUAAGAAGGAAGAUUACGAUUUUAGGGACUAGACUUGAUGGAUUGCAGUCCCUUUUGUCUAGACCAGCUGUGAAGCCCCUAACAGAAAAGGAGAUGAAUCGUCGCAAGGAUAUGAUUGCAAAUUUAAGAUCAAAAGCCAAUCAGAUGGCUUCUGCAUUCAACAUGUCAAACUUUGCUAAUAGAGACAGCUUGUUGGGGCCAGAAAUUAAGCCAGAUGCCAUGAGUAGAACAGCUGGUUUGGAUAAUUCCGGCCUUGUUGGUCUUCAACGACAAAUAAUGAAAGAGCAAGAUGAGGAUCUUGAGCAGUUGGAGGAGACUGUAGUAAGUACGAAGCAUAUUGCAUUGGCUGUCAAUGAAGAACUUGAUAUGCAAACCCGACUUAUUGACGACCUGGACUAUCAUGUGGAUGUUACCGAUUCUCGGCUGCGGAGGGUGCAGAAAAACCUUGCGAUUUUGACCAAGCGAACCGGAGGAGGUUGUUCUUGUAUGUGCAUGCUUUUAGCUGUGAUCGGGAUUGUGAUUCUGGUUGUUGCCAUAUAUCUACUCAUCAAAUACUUGUAAUACCAACGGACACUGAACCCACAAGCUCACCCUUUUGUCUUGUUUGUAUGGGUAGAAUUUGUUUUCAGCUUGAGAACUUUUUAUCGGCUUCC
Hibiscus syriacus is the source of this 976-nucleotide messenger RNA. RefSeq names its product syntaxin-51-like. The transcript is spliced from 7 exons. The coding region runs from base 189 to 884 and encodes 231 amino acids. Gene Ontology annotation, molecular function: SNARE binding; SNAP receptor activity. Gene Ontology annotation, cellular component: endomembrane system; membrane; SNARE complex. NCBI's taxonomy places the organism in Eukaryota, Viridiplantae, Streptophyta, Magnoliopsida, Malvales, Malvaceae. The record is from RefSeq and is a predicted model, not a curated record. Gene Ontology annotation, biological process: vesicle fusion; intracellular protein transport.